Messenger RNA from Meleagris gallopavo (turkey), 1965 nucleotides. The record is from RefSeq and is a predicted model, not a curated record. NCBI's taxonomy places the organism in Eukaryota, Metazoa, Chordata, Aves, Galliformes, Phasianidae.
CUGGGCGCCUCCGCCGCGCUGCAGCAGAUCCCGCGGGCCAAGUCAGAAAACACAAAGUCAGAGGGCACGUUCCAGGUCACCAUGCUGCCUGGGGACGGCGUGGGCCCGGAGCUGAUGCACGCCGUCAAGGAGGUGUUCAAGGCUGCCAGCGUGCCCGUGGUCUUUGAUGAGCACCACCUGAGCGAGGUGCAGAACAUGGCCUCGGAGGAGAAGCUGGACCAGGUGGUGGACUCCAUGAAGGAGAGCAAAGUGGCCCUUAUAGGCAAGAUCCACACCCCCAUGGAGUACAAGGGAGAGCUGGCUUCUUACGACAUGAGACUGAGGCGCAAAUUGGACUUGUUUGCAAACGUCGUCCACGUGAAGAGCUUGCCAGGCUACAAAACCCGCCACAACAACUUGGACCUCGUGAUCAUUCGCGAGCAGACAGAGGGGGAGUACAGCUCUCUGGAGCACGAGAGCGCAAAGGGGGUCAUCGAGUGCCUGAAGAUCAUCACCAGGGCCAAGUCGCAGCGCAUCGCCAAGUUCGCCUUUGACUACGCCACCAAGAAGGGCCGCUCCAAGGUGACGGCUGUGCACAAAGCCAACAUCAUGAAAUUGGGUGAUGGGCUCUUCCUGCAGUGCUGUGAGGAAGUGGCAGAACUGUACCCCAAGAUCAAGUUCGACACCAUGAUAAUUGACAACUGCUGCAUGCAGCUGGUGCAGAACCCCUACCAGUUCGACGUCCUGGUGAUGCCAAACCUCUAUGGGAACAUCAUCGACAACCUGGCAGCUGGUUUGGUGGGCGGCGCAGGCGUGGUGCCCGGGGAGAGCUACAGUGCUGAGUACGCCGUCUUCGAGAUGGGCGCCCGCCACCCCUUUGCCCAGGCUGUGGGCAGGAACAUUGCCAACCCCACAGCCAUGCUGCUGUCGGCUGCCAACAUGCUGCGGCACCUCAACUUGGAAUUCCACUCCAACUUGAUCUCAGAUGCGGUGAAGAAGGUGAUCAAAGUCGGAAAAGUUCGGACGCGGGACUUGGGAGGUUACUGCACCACUUCUGACUUCGUCAAGUCUGUGAUUGACAACCUGCACCCCCACUAUGGUGCGCACAGCAGACAUGGGUGGAUACGCCACGUCCCUGGAUUUCACCCAAGCUGUGAUUGGGGCCCUGGAUGUGUAGGGCCGCUGCUCAUCUGGCUGCCCUGCUGCUCCGCUGCCUGCUCGGUAAUUUAUUGCUUCCCUGUAAUAAAGCAGCCUCUGCAACGUAACAGCGGGGGGGGCAGCCUCAACCUCUCCUCGCUCCAUCCCCACCUGCGUGCCAUCUGCAGCCCCUCCUGGCAGCAAGGAGCAGAGCGCAGCGCCGUGCCUCGCCUGGGCCCCAGCAGCACCGCCCUCGCACAGCAGGGCACACGGCUCAGUGCUGGGGCGGGGAUACGGCACCGGCACCGGGCACUAAGCGCAGCUGGGGCUCCUGCAGCCACCCUCGGAUUCUGUGACGCCCAGCAGCGGCAAAAGACCAGGAGGGCAGCUCAACACCAAGCUGAGCCCUUUAUUGAGGCUCAGUCGCACUGUGCAGGUUCCUGCCCUCUGGCAGCCAUGGAUGGCUCACAGCUGCGGCCGCUCCGGGGGCUCUGAAAGGCACGAGCAGCUCUGCCCAAGCACGGCCACGAGGCAGCGGGGCCCGGCCCCACGAGGCACAGAGCACGAGGUGUCCAACGCCUGUGAGCUGCAGCCUGGCGCGCAGCUGCCAAGAAAUGGACGGCAGGUGAUGAGUUGCAGCCAAACCAAGCCGGCCUCUGAGUCCACAGUGCUGGAGCACAGCCCUGCUCCAGCUGCCCCCCAGCCCUAAUCCUCCUCCAAGUCCUUGGCCUUUUUCUUUUUCUUCUUCUCCAGGGGAGCAGCCUCUCCCAUCAGUUUCCUUUUCUUCUUGGGCAAGGCCUCUUCUUCCAGUCCAUUCUCCUCUGGCUCUGUGGCAGCUUCCUGCUCCUG